AUGAAGUGUGCCAUCAUCUCCGGUGGUUGCUCAGGCAUCGGCCUUCACCUUGCCCGUCACCUACUCUCAUUCCCAGACUGGCGUGUGGUCGUCGCCGACAUCAAUCCUACAGCCUGGGCCGCCUUGAAUCCGCCUCUUGAUCCUAACAGGACCAUUUUCAUCGAAACGAACGUCGCGUCCUGGGAAAGCCAUGCCGCGCUGCUUAAGCAGGCCUACGCCUGGUCCAACGAGCAGAUCGACUUCUACGCCGCGAAUGCGGGAAUCGGCGACCGCGACAGCUUCUUCCUUCCGUGGAAUCUUGACGCUGAGCCCACCAAGCCCGACCUAUCCUGCGUCGACGUGUGUGAGACUGCAAACUUCUAUGCCCUGAAGCUGUUCAUUCAUUACGCUCGGAAGACCAGCCAACGAUUAGGACUGAACGCAAAAGCUACUUUCAACCCCAAGCUCGUUUUCACGGCCAGCUGUGUCGCCCAAUACGCCUUCCCGAUCGCACCGCAAUAUGCUGCAGCUAAGCAUGCUGUGCUGGGAUUCACCCGUGCUGUCGCCGCGGACGCCUAUCAAAUUGACAAUGUGGCAGUCAACUGCAUCAUGCCAGCCGUCAUCGACACAGGCAUCCUGCCAGGAGGCCUGAAUUGGCCGAAGGAGUACAUCACUCCAUUCUCGACCCUCAAUCGGGCCUACGAGGAGCUGGUCGAUGACCAUGGAAAAGUGCAGCAGGACGGCAAGAGCGACGGGAAGGAUGGCGUGGUGAAAGUCGGACAGAGUGUAGAGGUCGCGCUGGAUAAGUUGUACUAUCGGAAACACGUUGAGCCGCCUGACGAGAGCCAGCGAUUCAUGGUACAAGACUCAAUCAGUCCUACUGGACUCUGGGCUCAAGCCAUGAGGAAGAUGUUGGAGGCGCUGGUCGAAGCGUCGAAGCAGCAGACGAACGGACAAACUGCUGAGGGUCAGCCGGUAUCGUAG
Cyphellophora europaea CBS 101466 is the source of this 963-nucleotide messenger RNA. RefSeq lists its product as uncharacterized. The transcript has a single exon. Lineage: Eukaryota; Fungi; Ascomycota; Eurotiomycetes; Chaetothyriales; Cyphellophoraceae. The record is from RefSeq and is a predicted model, not a curated record. The coding region runs from base 1 to 963 and encodes 320 amino acids. Gene Ontology annotation, molecular function: oxidoreductase activity.